Cannabis sativa is the source of this 956-nucleotide messenger RNA. RefSeq lists its product as uncharacterized. The record is from RefSeq and is a predicted model, not a curated record. NCBI's taxonomy places the organism in Eukaryota, Viridiplantae, Streptophyta, Magnoliopsida, Rosales, Cannabaceae. The transcript has 4 exons. Gene Ontology annotation, cellular component: chloroplast. Bases 80 to 691 code for a protein of 203 amino acids. Gene Ontology annotation, molecular function: metal ion binding.
CUGACCCCACAAAAACUCGUUUUUGAUAGGAUAUAGCUCACAGAAAGGUAGAAGCUUGUUCUCACACUCCCAAACGAAAAUGGCGACUCUUUCACUCUCAGCUCUUCAUUCAAUUUCCACCCGCAAACCCAUUUGUUCCUUCAUCGUUCCGAGCUCUUCUCCGGCAGUUAUUCCAUGUCGAAACACUCGCUUCCGGAGCUACGGCGUUUCUGCUAGCUCCUCAAAAUGUUGGAUAGCUUUAAUGCCGAACUCGAACAUGUCCCGUGGAGUGAGUAAGGUGAGGUCUGUGGAAGAAGAAACCCUAAUUCCGGAGCAAGAAGAAGAGCAAGCUACUACCCAACAAGAAGGGGAAGGAGAAGGUGAAGGUGAAGCAGCCUCGUCGUCGGAGCAGCAAGCCGUCUCAGUUCCUGUUUCGGCCUCGGACACUCUCACCAUGUUCUUUCAGGCAGAUGGAACAAUGAGUGAGGCAGGUAUUCCAAAGGUGGUCGACGCCUUAGAGCAAAUUGAGGGUGUUUCCAAUUUGAAGGUUAAUGUUAUUGAGGGCAUUGCUAGUGUUGAGUUGGAAAAACAGACGACAGUUCAAGCUACUGGGGUGGCUUCUAGCUUGGUUGAGACCAUACAGGGUUCAGGCUUUAAACUACAAACAUUGAAUUUAAGUUUCGACGAGGAAGAAAGUCUCGCUGCUGUGUAGAUCAUGUUUCACGAAAAGUCCUCUCGCAAUUUAAGGUUCGAACAAUAUGAAUGAACAAGAAAAAGUAUAAUUUUGUUACUAAAGUUCUGAUAUCUUGACUCUUCCUCUUCAUGGGGCAAUCUUGUAGUUAUUUAGUGUUGAUAGUUUCAUUGCCUGCAUUUAACCUUGUAUGGUAUCCUAGGAAUGCACAUUAAUUGUUAUUGAGGAUAAACACUGUCAUUCUGGUUGAAAGCAAUUUUCAUAAUCAAACAAUGUGAUUUUGCAA